AUGCCUCCUGUAACGCUUUCAGACAAGCUUGUGGAGUAUUUGAGAAGCAAAACACCGGAGGGUAAUAAGGAUGCUGGCCCUACGAUCGAGGACUCCAAUCUCCUCAAGCUCGAACCUCUAAAGAAACCACGGUGUCUCUUUGGCUGUGGUGAAUUUUUUAAUAAAACUUCGCUCACUAGACACGUUAAGCAAACCUAUGAUUUUAAGCACCCUUUCUCCUGUCCGGAAUGCAUGUACCUUGGAUUAGCCGAGAGCUGGAUCGAGGCCAGCCCGUGUGCUUGGAGCAACCACGUCGAGCGAAUAUAUGGCAAGACACAUGUACCUAACGUUUAG
Trichoderma harzianum CBS 226.95 is the source of this 333-nucleotide messenger RNA. RefSeq lists its product as hypothetical. Bases 1 to 333 code for a protein of 110 amino acids. The transcript has a single exon. Lineage: Eukaryota; Fungi; Ascomycota; Sordariomycetes; Hypocreales; Hypocreaceae. The record is from RefSeq and is a predicted model, not a curated record.